CCUCCACCUCCUCCUCCUCACUGGUACCCAGAGCGACAAACCUCAGUGCAUCAGUGUUUGAUUGUAGCCCGAGUCGUGCAGCUGUUCCGCUGCUCCUGAACUGGUGAACCGAACCGAACCGAACCGGGCCAACGCGCCGGGAUGGACCCCGAGCUGGAGCCGCGUUUCCUGCUGUGAGGAGCGGAGCAGGAGCCUGGAAAGCCCCGGAGCGAAGCGGAGGAGGUGGCGGGGGGGAUCCGGGGGACAGAGCCAUGGCGACUGGCGGCGGCGGAGGCGGCGGCGGCGGGGCGGCGCGCAGGCGGAGAGCCGGGAUCCCCGGGCUCUGCUGGAAGACCUGCUGCUUCCCGCUCCUGCUCUGCGUGGUGUCGGUGUGCGGGGAGGAGAAGACCUUCAUAGUGGAGACGUGGCUGAAGAACUACGGCUACCUGCUGCCUCAUGACGUCAGGACGUCGGACCUGCGGCAGGAGAAGGCCAUGCAGUCCGCCGUGGCGGCCAUGCAGCGUUUCUACGGGAUCCCGGUGACGGGAGUCCUGGACGAAACGACCGUAGAGUGGAUGCGGCGGCCUCGCUGCGGCGUCCCCGACCAUCCUCACACCAGCCGGCGCCAGAGGAACAAGCGCUACGCGCUGACGGGGCAGAAAUGGAGGGAGAAGAGGAUCACCUACAGGAUAUCAAACUACACCCCCAAGGUGGGGGAGAAGGACACGCACCGAGCGAUCCGCCAAGCCUUCAACGUGUGGCAGGCUGUCACUCCGCUCUCCUUCCAGGAGGUCCCAAACUCAGACGUGGAGAGCGACGGGAAAGAUGCCGACAUCAUCAUCUUCUUUGCCUCUGGUUUCCAUGGCGACAGCUCUCCGUUUGACGGCGAGGGGGGAUUCCUGGCCCACGCCUACUUCCCGGGCGCCGGCAUCGGAGGAGACACCCACUUCGACUCGGACGAGCCGUGGACGCUGGGAAACGCCAACCAUGACGGUAAUGACUUGUUCCUGGUGGCGGUGCAUGAACUAGGCCACGCUUUGGGUUUGGAGCACUCCAACGACCCCAGCGCCAUCAUGGCUCCCUUCUACCAGUACAUGGACACGCACAACUUCAAGCUGCCGAUGGACGACCUGCAGGGCAUCCAGAAAAUCUACGGGAUCCCCACCCCCAUGUUGGAACCCACCCGGCCGUUGCCCACGCUUCCCUCCCGACGGACUCACUCCACCUCGGAAUACCAUCCGGACCGGGUCGCCCGGCCGGGUCGACCGCCCGGCGACCGGCCCGCUCUGCCCGGCAGCGGAAAGCCCAACAUCUGCGACGGGAACUUCAACACCGUGGCGUUCUUCAGAAACGAACUGUUCGUUUUCAAAGAUCGCUGGUUGUGGCGUCUGAAGAACAACAAGGUCCUGGAGGGUUAUCCCAUAGAGAUCGACCAGUUCUGGAAGGGCCUGCCUCCUCGCAUCGACGCUGCCUACGAGAGGUCCGACGGAAAGUUCGUCUUCUUCAAAGGUGAUAAGUUCUGGGUGUUUAAGGAGGUGAAGGCCGAGCCGGGUUACCCUCAGAGCCUCAUGGAGCUGGGCAGCUUCCUCCCCAAAGACGGCAUCGAUGCCGCCGUCCGCUGGGAGGUCUUUGGGAAAACCUACUUCUUCAAAGGAAACCAGUACUGGCGCUACAAUGAGGAGAAGCGGACGGUGGACCCGGGAUACCCGAAGUCCAUCAGUGUGUGGGACGGAGUCCCCGACUCUCCCCAGGGAGCCUUCACCACCAGAAAGGGAUAUCACACCUUCUUCUACAGGGGGAAGGAGUACUGGAAGUUCGACAACCAGAAGCUGACGGUGGAGCCUGGAUAUCCAAAGUCUAUUCUACAAGACUGGAUGGGCUGCUACCAGUCCGAGAUGGAGCGCUCCGGCAGCAACCGCGGAGACCGGCAGCUGCCUCUUGACGACGUGGACGUCAUCGUGACCAUCAACGACGUCCCCACCACCGUCAACGCCAUCGCCGUGGUGAUACCCUGCAUCCUGUCGCUCUGCAUCCUGGUGCUGAUCUACACCAUUUUCCAGUUUAAGAGCAAAGGAGCGCAGCAGAACACGAUGAUGCAGCAUUAUUACAAAUACCCGGUGCAGGAGUGGGUAUGACAGGGGACCAGAACCCCAAAGCCGUUGUCACUUUCAGCCAACAGAACUGCACCGAAAGGCGCUGCUAGCUGGAGAGAGAAGAUCUGAACUUUGAGACAAAGAGUUUAAAAGAAAUUUUCAUAUUUGGGGUUAAAACCAAACGGGGUUGACAGUAAAAUAAAGUCCAGAGUGAUGUGGAGCGAAUGUCUUCAUCUCUUUUUGGACGCUGGAAGUCCUUGCUGGACCAACAACAAACUUGUUUCCUCUCAGUGAAAAUAAGAGGCAGAAAACAUUUCCCAUUUGGAAACUACCUUUGGACUUUACAUGAGAACUGCUUCAGUUAUAAAGUUAGGUCAAAGUUAAAUAAGAAAAAAAAAACAUUUAAAACUAAACUUGAAAAUAAAAGAUAGGUAGAAAGGCCAUAACAAAAAAUAAACCAACGAGCUCUCUGUGGAUCACAGAACUCUGUUUUCAGUUAUACUGGGAUGGAAAACUGUUUUUAUCUCUUUUUUUACUAAACAAUAUAAUACCAACUCACCACAGCUCAUAUUGUUAACACAAAACUCUUUUUAUUUAGUCACACAGUAACAGAAUCACUGAUUUCUGUAGAUGGAUUGUUACAGAAGUAGAGAACUGAGUCGUCUGCAUAUUGAGAUACUUCUGUCUGUAUAAAGCUGAAGGAAGCUGAGGUUUAUAAUUAUCAGUCUGACAAAAGAUACAAGUCUACAAUGUUAACAAACUGCUUUUUAGGAUUUAAUGAAACCUAAAGGUUCCCAAACAUCUCCUCUCUGCUGCCAUUAUUUUACUUAUUUACAGUGGGUUUUAAUUAAAUUUCUUAUUUAAUGGAAGCACCACAAUUACAAAAUUGUGAUUUUUCAACAUUAGCAGAACAUGGACAAAGAUUUGCGCACAUUGGAAAAUGUAGCUACUGUGAGUUCUUUCACUCAUUCUAAGAGUGAAAGAACAAACGAUGCCACAGAGAAUUAAAACUUUGUCUUCCCACACAUCCAACACAACAGCGUCUGGUCACCAGAUAAGGCUGCUGAAGAUUGAUUGUUAACAGAUUCAUCACCUUCAGAUGCUCCACUUCUCCAAAAUCAGCACAACUGCAACUCAACCACUGCAGCAGUAGCAACAUCACUUAAUCUCACGCUGUGCUAUGUUGAUGCUUCACUCACAUCAGCAUGCUGAAUUCUUGAAAAUAAAAGAUUGAAAAGGAAUAAAGUAGCCUGCACCUUAUAACAUAAAAUAAUGGGACAAACCACAAAAAUCAUUUUUAUUUAUUUAUUUAUUUACUUUUUUAUUUAUUAAAUGUAUGUUUCAUUUAUAUAUAACACUUUUCUGCAUGAGUUUAUUUAUAAAGCACAUUUACAGCAACCUCUGCUGACCAAAAUGCUUCACAAAAAUUACAACUUUACAGAUACACAAACGAAAAAACAAGAAAUAAAAUUAAGAUUGAUCAAAAUAUUAAUAAAUAAUAAAAUUGGCAGCAUAAUACCAAGAAAAUAAUAAUGCAAUAAUAGAAAUAAAAACCAAGACAUACUUAAUUCCAAUUGCAGCAAUUUCCCAAAAACUCAAAUCAAUUAAUUAUUCAUUUUCCCUGUUUUUUUCUACACAUCUUCCUGUUUGGUUUUUGGACAGUUUGUUCUCAGUUUCAUCUUUACUGGGUUUAUUUGGUUUUAAAUUUAUAAGAGUUGCUGAAGGUUUUUUAAGUGCCAAUGCAGGAGUUUGUUAUUGAUGCAUCAUUUAUUCACACACUGUUGAUUUAUUCAUUCUCCACUGUUUGCUAUAUGGUUCCUAAAGCUGCAGCUUAAUAUUAACCUGCCUUUAACCAUUAACCAUAUGGUUUUGGACAAAACCUGCAUUUUUGGACAAAAAAGUUAGGGUUGUUUGUCCAAACCUGCGUUUAAUUUGUCUUGGGAAACAAUAACAAUAGUUCCAGAUCUGAACUAAAAGAAUCAUUCCUGCAUGUUAAAACCUCAACCAAAUCAUCAAUCAUGACACGAAGUUGUUUUCCAGUUUUAACUCACUUCCGAUAAAAAAGAAAACUUACUGGCAGGCUUUAAUUGAUAAUACACACAUUAGCAUCUCUAAAAAAAUAAAUCAUUGCCAGCUAAACAAUAUGGUAGCUUUCACAUUUUUUGUUUUAUGUUUUGUGCUUUUUUAGUGAUAAAUAAGAUUACGAAUACUUGAUGGCAUUUGUGCCAUUCUGCGUCUGCAAACUUCAGGAGUAAUUUGAUGACUGAAGCUGAUGUGAAGGGAAGCAGCAGUUUUUAUGGAUCCUGCUGCUGUUUGAACAGGAAGUGAAGGUGCUAGUGUGUUAGCAUGUUAGCAUGCAAGCGUCAUCUCAAUGAGAAUAAUUUUAAUUCAAACUUUUGAUGCUUUUUUGUGGUUUUCAUUUAAAAUGUUUGUCAAUUUACGUCAGCAGCAGGUGCUUUUUUACAUUUAAAAUAAUUCAUUUUGACCGUUUUGAUGCUCCAGUUGCAGCUGAGUUUCAGUUUUCAGUUUUGUGUCUUUCUUUCCUGAAAUCAGACACUCCCAGGGUGCUCUGGUGUUUUCUAACUCAGCUGGUGUUGCAGAGGCAGCGAAUUUCAGAAAAGUAGAUUUAAGGCGUUAUGUAACGCCGCAGCAUCACUGCAGUUUGAACUAUAAGGCAUGCUUUAUUUAAACGCCCAAGCUGUUGAUGUAAAUGGUGUUACCUCUCUGAGGUGACUCACACUGAGGAUAAUUGGUCUCCCAGAGAGAUUUUAGGAGUUCACUGCUUUCCAUUUCUGGUUAAAAAUCUCUGCUAAGUAAGUCGCAGUCCAGAACUUUGCUGUUUUCUUUGAGUCAUAAAGAGUUUUUACCCCAGAAAAUGAUCUGGUUCAUCCUCCUUCAUGAGAGGCUGUUAAUCCCUGAUCUGUUCCUCUUUCACCAACAUCGCCGCUCUGCGGGGAUUUCAUGUAUUCCAGCUUUUCUCAGCCUCUUUCGCUUCAGAUCUGCUUAGAGUUCUGCAGAAUUGUUUGGACCAAACUAAGAAAAAUCUGUUUUUUAUUGGAAAAAAAUAUGCAAGUUUUAGCUUUUGUUUGCUCUCUGGUGGGUUCAUAUCAAAAAUAAAUCCAAUAUUCUAGUGUUGAUCAUCAUUAUUGAUCCUUUUCAACUCCAAACCCAAAAAGUUACACAGAAGG
Poecilia reticulata (guppy) is the source of this 5260-nucleotide messenger RNA. It is a transcript of the gene mmp24, whose product is annotated as matrix metallopeptidase 24. The record is from RefSeq and is a predicted model, not a curated record. Gene Ontology annotation, biological process: collagen catabolic process; proteolysis; extracellular matrix organization. Gene Ontology annotation, cellular component: extracellular matrix; plasma membrane. Gene Ontology annotation, molecular function: zinc ion binding; metalloendopeptidase activity. Lineage: Eukaryota; Metazoa; Chordata; Actinopteri; Cyprinodontiformes; Poeciliidae.